ACCCGCGCAUUUCAAACCAAUUCAAUGGAAUCGCAAACAGAGCCGGGUGUUGUUGUUGUCUAAAAUUUCGUUUAUUUUAGUUAAAUUUACGUUUUGUUUGAAAGUUAAAUGAGUGCCUACUUUGCCGACAUCGAUGCCGUCUGUUCGACGCUCGGUUGGAUGGAUGGCGACGUUUACCGGAUGGAUCCGGAGGCGGUGCAAGGGUUGAAGCAUCUGAUCUGGAUUCUCAAGCAGGACAAACCAUCGCACGAAUGCCGACGGUACAUCGGCGGCAAGCGUAUCGUGCAGACGGAUCUCAUUCCGAUGGUUAUUAGCAACUUCGACAAGCCGGAUGUGGUCGAUGUGCUGCUACGGCUGUUGGUCAACCUGUCCUUUCCGACGCUGCUGCUGUACAACGGCAACUAUCCGCGCGAUGCAGUGGAGCAGCGAAAGUUUAUCCGGCUGAUAGAGAUAUGCGAGGAGUACAAGGAAGCGUUUUCGCUGAAAAGUUUCUGGUCGGUGUUGGGCGAUCGGUUGGAAAAGAUUCUACAUACGGAUUGGGCAUUACGCAGCGAAGCGGAUGGACUGAUUAUCGAACGUAUCCUGGCGCUGACACGAAACGUCCUUCAAGUGCCGGCGAACGUUGAGAGGGAGAAGCGUUUCGACAACGAUGCCAGCCAGCACGAUUGUCUGCUGUGGGCACUCCAUCAGGCCGGCAUACUGGACAUCCUACUGUACAUUCUUGGCUCACCGCAUGAAAACCGCUUCCUCAUACACACGCUCGAAAUCCUUAGCCUUGCGUACCGCGAACAAUCGGCCAUCCAUCUGGCGGAUGCGACCCUGCAGCGCACCAACAUCGAGAAGAAGACGGAUGAGCUGAUGCUGAUCAAAGCGAGACAGCCGCCGGCGGCAGUGGCGGCUGCCCGCAAGAAACCCACCUCGAUGCGUCACUCGUGGUUCCGUGGGACGUACACGUACAACAAUCUGAAAUCCGUUUCGGACAGUGACGCUGUUUGUCAUCAGGCGUUGGGGAAAAUUAUGCGCAUGGAGUUUAGUGCGGAAAAGCACCGUCAGAAAGUGUCGUUCCGGCAAGCGAAGGAAACGGAAACGCUCGAAAGGAAAAGCAUCUUCUCUGUGCGUUUGUUUCUGCGCGAGUACUGCAUGGAGAUACUGCGCGUUUACAACAACAUGGUGCGCCAGGCUCGACGCCAUCUGGACCAGCAUGGUACGUCGGUGUCUGAAUACCAUGACGAUUCGUAUCUGUUGUGGACUAUACGGUUCUUUCUCGAAUUCAAUCGACACUGCGGCUUUAAAAUUGAGCUGGUGAGCGAAUCGCUAAGCACGGACACUUUCCACUGGACCAUAACGCGCAUGGAAACGUACACCGAAAACAUCGUAUCGGAUAAAACGCGCAAAUCGAUCUGGGCACGACGCCUGCAUCUCACUGUGCAGACGUACCGCGAGCUGCUAAACAACAUGUACGCGCUUGCCAAGACAAACGAUCCAAAUGCGUCCGAGCUGCUUUCCGUGCUGCAAAAUAACAUCUUUUACGUCGUGGAGUAUCGCGAAACGACUAUACAUUUGCUGACAAACUUUAAGGAAUCCGUACACACGAGAGCCUUCCUGAGGGAUGUAGUCGAAGUUGCCCAUCUAUUCUUUAGCAUGCUGCAGCGCUUCUGCAAAGGCACGGUGCGCGUACAACAGCGCGUCAAGGCAAAGCGCAAGAAAACGACCAAAAAACAAACCCGAAAGGAGAAAUCGGCAGAAAAACAGGUGCGUGUUAUUAUAGUUAACCUUGAAAGGGGCGCAUCUGCUAAUCCGUUUCAAAUGCAGGAAGAUGCUGAAAUCAGAUGGUUGCAAGAGGCACCAACUGUAGCUGCGUUGCUGGAAAACAGCGAAUUAAAGCAGGAAGAACUUCCCACCCCAUUCGACGCAGCAUCGUCCGUGCCGGUUGACGAACAGAAAGGAGAGUGUGUGAAGCGCAUUCACGCAUUGCUGCGCGACAAGCAGUACGAGCAGGCAAUCAAAAUGCUAUACGCCGCGAGAUCGGUUUGGACGAUGGAUGAUUGCUUUGGCAGCGAGACGGCCAGUCCGGAUGAGGAUUUGCUAACACUCCGGGACAUAUUUACUGCAAAUCUAUCUUCCGGCACUGACCGGGAAGAUAAUGACGAAGGGGACAUAGAAAACGAAUCAGAUGACGAAGAAGAAGAGGCUGAAAGACAAGUGCAUAGUGCGGAAAAAGAUUUCAAAUUCGAAGACUUCUCCAAGAGGCUCGUCGAUCACCGGGUGGUUUACGCGUGUACCACCGUACUGGCCGAUUGGGAAAAGAUAAAAACCUCCUGCCUGAAGGCUGCCGUUACACUGUUGUAUCGGAUUUGUGUUGAACAUAAAAUGCCGUCUAUGCUGUUUCAGAUUUCCCUUCUGCGCGUGUUCCAAGGUGUGUUGAACGCACCGGAGGACGAUCAUGCACGUGAGUUGCGUCGUCUGGCGAUCCAUACGGUGCGUCAACUGCAGCAAAAAGUGUUGUCAGGGGCACCCGACGAUGGUGGACUGUUGUUCGCUGAACUGCUCUUUGCUAAAUCGACGCGUAUCGCUGGCGCCAUCGAAAUGGGUUACGAUGAAGUGUUUGGGGAGGCAGAUAGACGAACUGCUGCUUCCAAGAAGGCAUGGACCGAAGAGCAGGAAGCUGAGCUGCAUCGCUUGUUUAUGGAAAAUCAAGAAAAUCCCAGCUCAGAUCAAGAUGUGAUCGAUUGGUUGCUGGAAAACCUCAUCGAUCAAACGCGCACCCGGCGUGGUGUGAUGAAGAAGCUCAAGGAAAUGGGACUUGUCUUUAAGGCUCCAACCAAGCGGAGCAAUGCAAAUCAAAAGCAAAAGGGCGCAUGGACGGCCGAAGAAGACGCUAAGCUUGGCGUAUUGUAUGAAGAGCUGCGUUUGGAUAAAAAUCCGCUCAAGAGCAUUGCGGAAGGGUUUGAGAAGAAGUUCACUAAACCCGCCAUCGCACGCCGAAUGGUCAGUCUAGGGUUGAUUGCGGACGUGUCGGAAAUUAUGGCAACAAAGCGACGAAACAACGAGAGACGGGGUGAUAGUUCUGAUGAUGCCAUCAGUAGUAAUUCUUCCCCGGAAAACGAAGAUAGUGAGGAGGAGGAGGAGGCUUCUGAUAGGGCCGGAAGAGGGAAUGUAAGCGGCAUACAGCGUUUGAGUGAACAGGACGUUAAGAAACAUCUUAAAACGCUCGGUAGUGAGAUGAAAGAAGCGGUACGGUGGCUCAUUACAUGCUUUAAAGAUGCGCUCGAUCUAUAUGAUGAUUCGGAUCCUUCGGAAGAUAACGACGGUGGUAUUCCGAUUGUUCCGAUUGCUCCACAUCAGACAGCAGCGCUGGAAAAGAGCGAAUUCAAGCGUCUGCUACGAUCGCUGGGAGUAAUGAGUAAUGGCAAACAGCACGUCUACCAUCGCAUACCGUUCAAACUGACUCCGGCGGCGCUGGAAAAGCGAAUUCAACUGCUAACCGAAUAUUGCGCGAAAGAAGACGGAGCUGAUUCAGAUGCUCUGGAAAAGGAAGAAAUCUCCUCAAGCGUUCAGAAGCACUCAGCAGAUGAGCUAGACACCACAGUUCAAAAGAAAACCUCUAAGGCCAUCUUUUCCGACUCUUCCGAUUCUGACCAGUCGGACAGAAAACAAGAAAAGGCGAGUCGUAAAAAACCAGCACAAAGAAAGCCGAAGCAACGCCAACCAGAAAAUGAACGCAGAUCAAUGUCGCCACUGGUCGUGUCAGAGGAAGACGAUCCUGCCGCAGAACCUUCUGCUUCGGAACGAACAGAAAGCAAUCGAGCAUUGGUCGCACCAUCCGACGGUGAAUCCAACGAGGCACCUUUACCUAAAGCUUCCCGGGCAAUUUCCUCCAAACGCAACCGCUCGAUCGACUCGUCCGGCUCGGAAGCAGAUUUGCCGAUGGUACACAGACGCAAAAGGGUCAACCACAGUGAACGACGAUCGCUUUCACCGCUCGUGGUGUCAGGUGAGGAAGACGAGACAACGGCGACACCUAAGCAAUCUGUCUCACGGCUUGUGGUAUCGGACGAUGAAAGCGAUACGGAGGUUCCAAAGGAAGCAAUGAACGAUGAUCCGGUACCAGCCAAGCGGAACCGGUCCGAUUCCGUGUCGGAAGAAAGACCUACGGCUCAGAAGGCGCGCCGGAGGGCCGUUAUCAGCAGUGACGAGGAGGAUUAGGUUAAGAUUAUCAUACAGUGGAAGCGUCUAUGAUCCUUCCUGGGGAUUAAAUGAAACCAAUUUCAGAGUGUCUUUUUAGUAUGUGAAUAAAUUAUAUUAAGUCAUUAGGACAAGAAAUUGGAUCAGUUGAUUGUUUGGAGAAUGUUUGGAGGGAAAGUAGUCAAAGAAAAGACAAUUUACCAUUUA
Molecule: messenger RNA, 4392 nt
Organism: Anopheles stephensi (Asian malaria mosquito)
Lineage: Eukaryota; Metazoa; Arthropoda; Insecta; Diptera; Culicidae
Gene: timeout
Product: protein timeless homolog
Exons: 14
Coding region: 109-4206 (1365 amino acids)
Biological process (GO): DNA repair; DNA replication checkpoint signaling; replication fork arrest
Cellular component (GO): replication fork protection complex
Molecular function (GO): DNA binding
Source: RefSeq, a predicted model, not a curated record